AUUUCCCAGAAACGAAACAAGUGUGAGCCCAGCUCUGAGCUCAGGGAAGUGAAACUAGCCCUGCCCCCUCUCAGAUCACAGCCAUGGCUUCCGGGAGCUCGGUACAAAGCCUCCGGGAUGAAGCGACCUGCUCCAUCUGCCUGGACUUCUUAGUGAUGAUCGUGGGCUGCGGGCACAACUUCUGCCGAGCCUGCAUCACCCAGUGCUGGGAGGGGGCCGAGACGGACGUCACCUGCCCCCAGUGCAGACAGACCUUUCCCCGGGGGACCCUGGGCCCAAACAGGCAGCUGGCGAAUGUUGCAGAGCUAGUGAAGGGCCUGAGCAAGCGGUCAGCUGUGGAAGCCAGAGGGAAGAUGACGUGUGAGGAGCACGGGGAGGCUCUGAAGCUUUUCUGUGAGACAGACCAGAUACUGAUGUGCUUGAUCUGCCGGGAGUCCCAGGUGCACCAAGCUCACUCCGUGGCUGCCAUCCAGGAGGCUGCCCAGCAUUGCAAGGAACAAAUUCAGACUCAGCUGCACCUUCUAAGGGGAGAGAGGAAGAGGCUUGAAGACCUGAGAGUGAGUGAAAGUCAGAAACAGGAAUAUCAGCAAAAGGCAGCAACCAAGAGACAGAAGAUUGUGGAUGAAUUUGAAGGACUGCACCAGUUUCUGGAGAAAGAAAACCAACUCCUGCUGGCUGAAGUGGGAAAGCUGGAGAGGGGGAUUGAGAAGAGUCAGGGGGAGACUAUUACCCAACUCUCCGAGGAGAUUUCCCGUCUCAACAACCUGAUCAGGGAGCUGGAGGAGAAGUGCCAGCAGGCAGCCAGUGACCUUCUGCAGGACAUCAGGAGCACGCUGAGCAGGUGCAAGGAUCAGUUCCAGCUGCCAGAGUGGACUUGUCCAGAGCUGAAAACAAGAUUUAGCAUCUUGUCUGGAAAAUACCUAGCUCUACAGGAAACUUUGAAGAAGUUUCAAGAGGCUCUGCCAUCUGAGCUGGAGAAGGGAUCAUACACAAAGGCGACGGUGACUCUGGAUCCAGACACGGCUCAUUCCUGGCUUGUCCUGUCUGAAGAUCAGAAGAGUGUGAGAUAUGAACAAACGCGGAAGCGUCUGCCCGAGAGUCCUGAGCGAUUUGAGUCCAUGUCCUGUGUGCUGGGCCGUGAGGGAUUCGCUUGGGGGAGACACUGCUGGGAGGUGGAGGUAGGGGGGGUCUGGGCUGUGGGGGUCGCCAGAGAUUCAGUGGCGAGAAGGGGAUUGUACCGGGUUAGCCCAGAGGUGGGGAUUUGGGCUGUGCAGCAUAGCCAUGGUCACAUCCAGGCUCUCACUGCCCCUAAAUGUACCAACCUGUCUCGGAAACUGGUGCCCAAGAAGGUCCGGGUGUGCCUGGACUUUGCAGAGGAACAGGUGUCGUUUCUCAAUGCUGAUACUGAGGACACAAUCUACACUUUCCCGACGGCCUCGUUCACUGGGGACAGAAUCCGGCCCUGGCUUCAUGUCCGUUGGCCUGAAUCCGAGCUCAGACUGUGCCACUGAGUCUGGUGGGGGAGGUGGGCAUGUAGGUCUGCCGUGGCUUUCUGCCACACCAUGCUACUGUGCAGUAGUUG
Messenger RNA from Gavialis gangeticus (Gharial), 1582 nucleotides. Its product is annotated as zinc finger protein RFP-like. The record is from RefSeq and is a predicted model, not a curated record. Lineage: Eukaryota; Metazoa; Chordata; Crocodylia; Gavialidae. Gene Ontology annotation, molecular function: zinc ion binding; protein binding.